UUACCAAGACUUAACUUCUGUGGACAGGAGAACAUCAACCUAAACUUGAAUUCAUGAAGGCAGCUGCUAAAUGACAGAAGAUAACCCAUAAGACUUACAGAAUCUGUUAUUUGAGUAAUAUGGGGAACACAUACUUUUGGAAAAGACUCAUAGUCCUCUUGGGUCAAAGACAAUGAGUUCACCUGACCUUUGGAACCCUCCAGAAGUCCAAUUUUGCUUUGCUUUUGUUAACAGUUCAUGCCCCAGGAAGGUGAGGUCUGUGCUGAGCGUGUGUGCCAUGUACAUUGCCAUGGCUGGAGCCAUAGUCAUGACCAUGCUGGGCAACAUGGUCGUCAUCAUUUCCAUUGCACACUUCAAGCAGCUCCACUCCCCGACCAACUUCCUCAUCCUCUCCAUGGCCACCACUGACUUUAUGCUGAGCUGUGUGGUCAUGCCCUUCAGUAUGGUCAGGUCCAUCGAGUCCUGCUGGUACUUUGGGGAUCUCUUUUGCAAAGUCCACAGCUGCUGUGACAUCAUGCUCUGCACUACCUCCAUUUUUCAUCUCUGCUUCAUCUCAGUUGAUCGCCACUAUGCUGUGUGUGAUCCUUUGCACUAUGUCACCAAAAUCACUGUCCCUGUCAUUCAGCUCUUUCUACUUAUCAGCUGGUCCGUUCCCAUCUUUUUUGCCUUUGGCCUGGUUUUCUCUGAAUUCAAUAUAAUUGGUGCAGAAGACUUUGUUGCAGCCAUCAACUGCACAGGCUUGUGUGUGUUGAUAUUUAACAAACUCUGGGGCGUGCUGGCCUCCUUCAUAGCUUUCUUCCUCCCUGGGACAAUAAUGGUGGGGAUUUACAUACACAUUUUCACAGUAGCCAGGAAGCACGCCAGGCACAUUGACAAGGGUCCUAGGAUGAUACAGGUUGGGUCACAAAGCAAAAUGAAGGCCUCCUCCAGAAAUGAAAGCAAGGCCAGCCAGACACUAAGCACGGUCAUGGGAGUGUUCGUGCUGUGCUGGCUGCCCUUCUUUGUCUUGACGAUCACUGACCCUUUCAUUAAUUUUACAACCUCUGAAGAUUUGUACAAUAUCUUUCUCUGGCUGGGUUAUUUCAAUUCCACGUUCAAUCCCAUUAUAUAUGGCAUGUUUUACCCUUGGUUUCGCAAGGCACUGAGGAUGAUGGUCUCAGGAGCUAUCUUCCACCCAGAACUUGUUUCCUGCACAGGCUUAAGUUGCUCUUUCUCUCAGUUCUUUUUUGGCAUGAAGUCUCAGAGGCUCUUUUUCUCCAAAGGCAGGAGCCUGGCCUGA
Messenger RNA from Choloepus didactylus (southern two-toed sloth), 1279 nucleotides. Its product is annotated as trace amine-associated receptor 4-like. NCBI's taxonomy places the organism in Eukaryota, Metazoa, Chordata, Mammalia, Pilosa, Megalonychidae. Bases 173 to 1279 code for a protein of 368 amino acids. Gene Ontology annotation, biological process: behavioral fear response; G protein-coupled receptor signaling pathway; chemosensory behavior. Gene Ontology annotation, cellular component: membrane. Gene Ontology annotation, molecular function: trace-amine receptor activity; 2-phenylethylamine receptor activity. The transcript has a single exon. The record is from RefSeq and is a predicted model, not a curated record.